AUGUCCAUUCGAACAGCUUCUUCAUUCUUCAAGGCCUUGAACAAUACAAGGUCAUUGUAUAAUAGCACUACUACUUCUACUUCACCAUUGUUAAGAGCAUCUGGUCAUUAUCGUACAUCUUAUAUUAUAUUCACUACUUCAUCACCAUCAAAGCAACAACAACAACAACAGCUGUCGUUGAGAUCAUACAGUUCAUCAACACAACAACCAUCUUCAUCUUCACCAUCUUCAUCAUCAUCAACACCUAAUAAUAUAACAGAUUCAACAACAGGAGGUGAUCAACAACAACAACAGAACAAUAAGAACGAGAUAGACAUGAGCAACAAGUCACUACUUUUCAGAUUCAUGAAUAACACCUAUGAGUAUCCACCAUGGAGCACAAAGUGGAUACUCGAGAAGGCUUACCAAUGUGUCAUCUUUGGUAUGACUGGUUCAUCAGCAUUGAUCGUUGUUAGAUACCUGUUGAAGAACCUUUGGCAAGUGGAUGGCACUGUGUUUGGAGGACCAUGGCAGUAUACUGCGGCAUACUUCAUUACGAUGUUCUCAUGCUAUCCAUUCGUAUUGCUGUUCUAUGGAACUUUGUUUGGUCGUCAUCAGUUCUUCAAGAAGUUCUUCCUUCGCAUGACUGUCGCCUUCCCCAAGAGGAUCUACAACAUGUUGGCUUCAAAGGGAAAGAAGCAAUAA
Messenger RNA from Acytostelium subglobosum LB1, 684 nucleotides. RefSeq lists its product as hypothetical. The record is from RefSeq and is a predicted model, not a curated record. The transcript is spliced from 2 exons. Lineage: Eukaryota; Evosea; Eumycetozoa; Acytosteliales; Acytosteliaceae. Bases 1 to 684 code for a protein of 227 amino acids.